Onychomys torridus (southern grasshopper mouse) is the source of this 3376-nucleotide messenger RNA. RefSeq names its product TIMELESS interacting protein (gene Tipin). Lineage: Eukaryota; Metazoa; Chordata; Mammalia; Rodentia; Cricetidae. The record is from RefSeq and is a predicted model, not a curated record. Gene Ontology annotation, biological process: replication fork processing; DNA damage response; DNA replication checkpoint signaling. Gene Ontology annotation, cellular component: replication fork protection complex; nucleus. Bases 619 to 1545 code for a protein of 308 amino acids. The transcript is spliced from 8 exons. Gene Ontology annotation, molecular function: DNA binding.
CUCUGCCUCCCGAGUGCUGGGAUUACAGGCGUGUGCUCCGCUACUGCCGGCGAAGUUUACUGUUUUUAAGGUUUAUCUUUUAAGAGUGUCUGAGGCGAGGGAUACGUGCACAUGAGGCCGGGUGUCGAAUCGCCUGAAGCUGUAGUUGUAGGCAUUGGUGAGCUGUUCAGUGUGGGUGCUGGCACACUGGUCUGAAGGCUGGUAUUACCAGCCCAUGCACCUCUGCACACUCACACCUAGUUUAUGGGGGUACUGGGAAUUUGAACCCAGGGCUUUGUGAAUGCUAGCUAAGCUCUCCACCAAUUGAGCUGCCUUGUGUGUGUGUGUGUAUAGACAAGGACUGUUGCCCAGACUGGCCUCCUGAGCUCCUACUUUAGAUUCCUAAGUGUUGGGGUUACAGUGCAGAUCCCUGUUACUGGCUUGGAAUUCUUUUUUAAUUCUUUUCUUGAGUAAAUAUAUAUUGAGUACCUGUUGUGUACCACAUUUGGGACAUGGUGGUGGAACACAAAAUCCGACCUGUCUGAUUUUUGUCCUAAGAGAGCUACAGUUCAAUAUAGGAGACUAACAUUAAAUAAAUAAAACCUAAUAGAGAAAUAAUGAUUCCUGUGAAACUUCUGCAUGGUGAUGUUAAUUCUUCAAAGAGGAUUCUGGGCCGUCAGGGUGGCUUAUCAGGAAAAGAUGUCAGAGCAAGAAGAGAAUGGCUUAUUUGAAAUGCCAGACUAUGAACACGUAGAAGAUGAAAUUUUUCCUCCCUUCCCACCUCCAGCCUCUCCUGAGAGAGAUCCUGCAGAAGCUGAACCUGAUGAAGAAUCAGGGAGUGGAGCACCUGUUCCUGUACCACCAAAGAGAACAGUUAAAAGGAACCUACCCAAGCUAGAUGCUACUAGAUUAACUUCAGAGAGAGGGCUUCCAGCCUUAAGGCAUGUGUUUGCUAACACAAAAUUCAAGGGGAAGGGUCAUGAGGCUGAAGACUUGAAAACGCUAAUCAGACACAUGGAGCACUGGGCGCAUAGGCUAUUCCCCAAGCUGCAAUUUGAAGAUUUUAUUGACAGAGUUGAAAACCUAGGAAAUAAAAAGGAGGUUCAGACCUGUUUAAAACGAAUUCGACUUGAUCUUCCUAUUGUACAUGAAGAUUUUGUUAACAAUAAUGAUGAAGUUGAAGAAACUAAUCCCCUUGAUGUAACUGCUGCUGGAUUUGAUCCCUUCUUGACAAGCUCAUCUGACAGCCAGAAGUUGGCUUCUGAAUCAAGUAGAAGCCUAACAGAAGAGCAGCAACAGAGAAUUGAGAGAAAUAAACAGCUGGCCUUGGAAAGAAGGCAGGCAAAGCUACUGAGUAAUAGCCAGUCCCUAGAAAAUGAUGAGUUAAUGAGUACAUCCUGGGCACAGCCAGUUGAAGAGAGCAGUACUGGUGAGGAGCAAGAAGAGUCGGGUGGAUUAAACCCAGACGCUGCAGGUGGUCCACGUGAUGUUCCUUCUGCCAAUACAGAUGAAGAGGGACAGCUCAAAGCAGAGGACAAACAGCCGGACCACACCAACUUAGACUAAUCCGGACAUGUUCCAAGUAGCCAGGCUUCCACAACAGAAUCCUGCAAGUUUGAGGUUAUUUGUAAAAUUUUCUUUGUGUAAGUCUCUUAAGUCAUAAGACUUCUAUGGAUUCCUGCUUAAAAUACAAUGACAAUUUAUAAUUGUGUUUCCUACUUACUUUAGUAAGUCUAUUUAUUGUUUUUGAUAUUCUGUAUAAAGUCGACUUUAUAAGCUAUUUCUAGUUUACGCUGAAUUCUUUCUCACUAAAUUGAGUAAUGUUUUGAAAUGUAAAUAUGCACUAACUAUUAAGGUCUGUUUUUAUAAAGAAAUAAAUGUAUUUUGCAAACAAUUCUCAGGAUUUGAGUUUCUCACCAUGAUUUAGUCACACAAUUUAAACUUGCUGAAAUGGUUAAGGUUUUGUUGCUAUAGUUUUGUUAAGACCCACUCUGAUUUCAUCGUCCUAGCUGGCCUGAAAUUUGUGGUGAAUCUCCCUACUUUUGCCUUCAGACAGGGUCUCACUGUAACUUCCGUUGGUCUCAAAACUCACUGGGAACUGCAUGCAUCUACCUUGUGUAUUAGCUAGAACUAAAGGUGUGUGCCCCAAUACCCAGCUUGCCUGUAUUUUGAAGUUACUUUAGUGUUUAAAAGUUCACAUAAAAGAUUGAUAAUGCCUCCCCAUUAAUGAUGGUAGGCGAAUUCAGAGAUGUUUAUAGGUUGAGAAUGUACUAGAGGGCUUGUGUAGGGUGUGUAAGACCAUGGGUAUGAAACUCCAGCAUCUCCAGAAAACAGGAUGGUCCUCCAUGUAUGUUCCUGAUUCAUUUGUUGGAGAGAAACUUAGAGAGUAUUGUGAGGGACAGUGUGUAGCGAGGGAUCACACGAAAGAAUUGUCAGUUGGUAGAGGGUAUUCUCAGUAUUGGCAAAUGUGUGUAAUGUCAGAAAUAGAGACUUGGGAAUGAUGGUUAGAAGGCUAGAGGUGAUGGGGGCAGAUGAAGAGAGAGCCUGACUGGAGUUGGCUUGCUUUAUGAGUGUGGUGGAGGGGCCAGAGUUGAGAAAGCACCAGGUUGAGAAGUUUAUGGUCUGGUUCUUGGCAGCAAAUUCCCACUAGAGUUGGGGAAAACACUGAAGACAAAGGAGCUAACUUGUAGUGACAAUGACAGUAGUUCUACAGAAAAGGUCUUUUGCCUCUUAGGGGAAGGGUGGCGAUGCUACAGUGGCUUUCAUUCCUAAGGCAGGAUAGGUGACAUCUUGGGCUGGCAUCAAGUAAAUUGGGAGUAACAGAUGGUUUGAAAAGCCAGGAAGUUGGGCACACACUAUGGGUUGUGGGCUUAUGGGAACUAUCUCAGUGAUAGGUCAGGGGAAAAUGAGACGAGAGGAUGGGCUCACUGUUCAGACAGGGAAUAGCUAGAAGAUGGAGGCUGGUCUCAGCAUGCACUGAUCCUGGAGACAUGGCUUACUCAUCAGGCUUCCAGGCACACUCACUGAAUGAGAGAGGGGCUGGUGGGAGAAGUACUUUUCCAGUGGUGUGAGUUCAGAACACUUCUCUUGGGAAGGCCUGGCCAUUGGAGGUACACACAGCAGAAUCUGAGGGUGGGUGGGACUGGAGUAGAGUGCAGCCCACCACCCACUCUAUGCCCUGUGUCCAGCUGGUGCCAGAACAAUUGGGAAAUUGUGAAUCAAACAUGAAGUUUUGAAGAGGAAGGUGGACAGGACUUUCUUACCCCAAGUGGCUAAAUGAUGUCAGAGGGACCUAUGGCCCAAAUAGGUCUAAAAAUUAAAAAGUAAACUUCAUUUGAAAGAAUCAAUUUGAGCCAAGUGUGGUGGCACAUAGCUUUAAUCCCAGUAGUCCAGAGGC